AGCACGGGAAAGAGCGAUCAGCGCGGCGCAUGUGCAUCGUUGGGAGAGAGAGAGAGCAAGAGCGAAGAAACAGCGAGAGACAAAACCCUUACAAUUUUCACGAUGUGUAGUUAAUAAACAAGCGUGUAAAUCAACGCGCUAACAGACAGGCGUCAGGUGGCCGAAGAACAGAGCGUCGACGAGGAGAUAGCGCGCGUGUGAACACGUCCUAUACGAGGAUGAACGUGGCCGGUGGAUCGGGGUUCUCUCGCACCGAGAUUUUUAUGCUCGUUGCGAGAUUAUCCUUCGUUACGGCUAUCGGCUUCUUCAGCAUGAAAUAUAUUAUGAACCAGCUCGACCCCAAUAACAAGCAGAAGCGCAAGGCUAAAAAGAAGGCGGAGGAACAGUUGAGGAAGCUGGCUAGGACAGAUGCCGUAGCUUUAACCAGGACCAUUGAUCUUGAGCAGCUGACUGACUAUGAGAUGAUGAUUGCCAGUCAUUUGGUGGAUCCUAAGGACAUUCGAGUGUCUUGGGAGAACAUUGCUGGACUGGAGCAUGUUAUACAAGAGCUGCAGGAGACUGUCAUUCUUCCUAUUCAGAGAAAAGAGCUCUUUGAAGACUCGCAACUGACCCAAGCACCCAAGGGUGUGCUACUCCAUGGACCACCAGGAUGUGGAAAGACUAUGAUCGCCAAAGCUACGGCCAAAGAAGCUAAAACUUGUUUUAUUAACUUAGAUCUCAGUAUAUUAACGGAUAAGUGGUACGGAGAAAGUCAAAAGCUCACUGCUGCUGUAUUCUCUUUAGCAGUCAAGCUUCAACCGUGUAUUAUAUUUAUCGAUGAAAUUGAUUCCUUCUUGAGAGCACGUAACUCUCAGGAUCAUGAAGCAACAGCUAUGAUGAAGGCACAAUUCAUGUCACUAUGGGAUGGCUUGAUAACCGAUCCUUCAUGUACAGUCAUCGUUAUGGGUGCAACAAACAGGCCACAUGACUUAGAUAGAGCAAUUCUUAGAAGAAUGCCUGCAACUUUUCAUGUUGGUCUACCUAAUGAACAACAACGAACACAAAUUUUAAAUUUAAUACUGGCUAAUGAGCCAAUAGCAGAGGAUAUAAGUAUCGCACAAUUAUCAAGAAUGACUGAUGGCUUUUCUGGAUCCGAUUUGCAAGAACUCUGUAGAAAUGCAUCAGUAUACCGUGUGAGGGAUUAUAUCAGGAAUUCCUAUGCUACACGUGCUGGUACAAGUGGGGAUGAAGAAGUUUACCAUGACGCAGUACGUCCUAUAACAAUGGAUGAUCUAGUAACUUCUUUAAAGAAAAUGAAGACCUCAAAAGUGCAUACAGGUAGCAAACAUGUCUAAAUUGGAUCUGG
Nasonia vitripennis (jewel wasp) is the source of this 1345-nucleotide messenger RNA. It is a transcript of the gene nmd, whose product is annotated as ATPase family AAA domain-containing protein 1-A-like. Gene Ontology annotation, molecular function: ATP hydrolysis activity; ATP binding. Lineage: Eukaryota; Metazoa; Arthropoda; Insecta; Hymenoptera; Pteromalidae. Gene Ontology annotation, cellular component: mitochondrial outer membrane. The record is from RefSeq and is marked validated.